Messenger RNA from Cordyceps militaris CM01, 687 nucleotides. Its product is annotated as integral membrane protein, putative. The record is from RefSeq and is a predicted model, not a curated record. Lineage: Eukaryota; Fungi; Ascomycota; Sordariomycetes; Hypocreales; Cordycipitaceae. The transcript is spliced from 2 exons. Bases 1 to 687 code for a protein of 228 amino acids. Gene Ontology annotation, cellular component: endomembrane system; membrane.
AUGGCUCAGCAUCCUCUUCAGAAAGCCGACUCGCCCGGGCGUGGCUUCUCCCUGCUCUGGCAUCUCGUCGGCCUCGCCUCCUUCGCAUCCAGCUACCGGUUCCUGCUUGGUUGGAAGACGCCCAUGAGCGAGGCCUACGGCUGGCACCUCCAAUUCCUCACCAUCAUCGCCCUGACGCUCUCCUUUGUCACCUUUGUCGUCGCGGCCGUCGCCGACGUCACGCGCAGUGCGACCCUCUUUGGCGUCAAGAACUCACUGUCCGUCGUGGCCACGCCGCUCAACGUCGUCGUCACGACGCUCUACUUUGGCAUCUCGGCCAUUGACCCGAAGCUCGUCGUCCCGCCCGAGUUUCGGCUGCCAUUGGCCGUCGACCUCGGCUUCCACUUCGCCCCGAGCCUGCUGCUUGUCUUUGACCACCUGGUGCUCAGCCCGCCAUGGACGGUCGGUGCGCCGCUGGUCAUGGGCCUCAGCACCAGCAUCGCUUUUGGCUACUGGUACUGGAUUGAGCUUUGCUACAGCAAGAAUGGCUGGUACACCUAUCCCAUCUUUGGCCUGCUCAACACCCCGCAACGUGUUCUGCUCUUUACCUUUUCCGCCGUUCUGGUCACUGUGGCGUCAUCAUCUCUCAAGGUUGUGUACACUAAGCUUAAUGGCCCGGCUGUCGCGGCAGCCAAAAAGACGAAUUAG